This is a messenger RNA of Emericellopsis cladophorae, 1482 nucleotides long. RefSeq lists its product as uncharacterized. The record is from RefSeq and is a predicted model, not a curated record. The transcript has a single exon. NCBI's taxonomy places the organism in Eukaryota, Fungi, Ascomycota, Sordariomycetes, Hypocreales, Bionectriaceae. Gene Ontology annotation, molecular function: transmembrane transporter activity. Gene Ontology annotation, biological process: transmembrane transport. Bases 1 to 1482 code for a protein of 493 amino acids.
AUGCCCUCCUCGUCGGCAGCCCACGUUUCUGAGCCGACAGAGCGGACGCGCCUUCUCGACGAGGACGUCCCUCCGGUCAACACAGAGGCGUCCACGCUCCUCGAACCUCAGGCACCCGAGACAACCACCGUCAGCGACGACAAUGCGUCGUCACCCAGCAACCCGCUGCCAAAGCUGCAGAUCUUCCUGCUCUGCUACGCUCGCGUCAUGGAACCCAUCGCCUUCUUCUCUAUUUUCCCCUACAUCGCUCAAAUGGUCCAGCGCAACGGCCAGCUCCCCGAGGCCGACGUGGGAUUCUACUCUGGCCUCAUCGAGUCUCUCUUCUCUGCCGUCCAGAUGGUCGUCCUCAUCUUCUGGGGCAAGCUGGCCGACCGGUGCGGUCGAAAGCCCACGCUCAUCGCCAGCGUGGUCGGCAUGUGCUUCACGACCGCCAUGUUCGGCUUCACCCAGAAAAUCUGGCAGAUGAUGCUCACCAGAGCCCUCGCGGGCGUCUUCUCAGGCUCGGGGCUCAUCAUCAGGACGAUGAUUGCUGAGCAUAGCAAUGCCGAGACACAAGCUCGUGCUUUCAGUUGGUUCGCCUUUGCGGGAAACGUGGGCAUCUUCAUCGGACCUAUUGUCGGUGGCACCUUGGCUUCACCUGCGGAACAGUACCCUGACACAUUUGGCAGGUGGCAGUUCUUCACGGACUAUCCGUACGCCCUGCCAUCGGUUGCGUGCGGUGCCAUCUGCGCGACCGCGGUGCUAGUCCUUGCCCUGGGCCUUGAGGAGACCAUGCCCGACGAGGGCGUGAGCAACUUCAACGCCGCGAAGAAUGAGCGUCUCUCCUUCAACGAACUCCUCAAAUCGCCUGGCGUCGGUAUCGUGCUCUGGGUCUACAGCCACGUCAUGUUCCUCGCCUUUGCCUUCACAGCCAUCAUGCCCGUUGCCCUGUACACCCCAGUCGGCCUCGGUGGCCUCGGGCUGGGCCCUAAGCUAAUCUCCAUGUACAUGACACUCCAGGGCUUAUCGCAGGCUCUGUGGCUUCUGCUUGCCUUCCCCUGGAUCCAGCGCCGCAUCGGGACCAAGGGGGUCAUGACGACCGCAGGUGUGGCCUACCCCUUCUUCUUUGCGGGGUACAUCAUCAUCAAUCUGCUUCUCCGCGACGGCACGCACACGGCCAUGGUGAUUUUUUGGAUCUUCGCCGCCGUUCUUGUCUUCUUCGGUCCAGGCGUCUCCAUGGCCUUCACUGGCGCGCAGCUCGCGCUCAACGACGUGUCGCCGAACCCACAAGUACUGAGCACGCUCAAUGCGAUUGCGCUGACGGCGUCGAGUGGCAUCCGCGCCGUGUUCCCAGGCUUUGCCACAGCCAUCUAUGCAGUCGGUGUAAAGAACCAUAUCAUGCAGGGCCACCUCGCCUUGGGUGCUUCUGAUCCCGAUCGCCGUAGCCUACGGAGUUUGUGCGCGCUGGUUGCCCGAAGACAAGAAAACCAAGCCCACAAUUGA